UGGACUUUUGACAUUCAGUCACGGGUUUUACACCCACAGUUAACUCAAGCGGGCAAAGAUCACGAUUUUCAGAAAUCGUCUUCAAAUGAUGCCAGUAAUUCUAACGAAGAUAACAGAUUGGAGCUCACCCCCUCUCGCCUUUAUUUUGUAGUCCAACCGGAAGCGCGUCUCUGUCUUCUCGGCGAAGCUCGAGUGUUUACUGAUCUUCGCACCGACGCGUCGACCUCGACGCGCGCCUCGCUCUCUUUCUCCCGGGUCUGGCUCGGUGUCUGCGGGGUUGGUUGUGUGGCGGUCCACCCGGGGCUGCAGGGGAAGAUGCGUGAUGGCGCGCUCCAUCGCCGCCAGUGCGCCACUCCAGUGAGGGAGACAUGCUGCGGCUCAGCUGCAGAUGGAUGCUGGCGCUGCUGCUGAUCCUGCUGGUCAGCGGGGCUUUCCUCUUCUGCGAGUACCUCAUCUACUUCCCCACCAUCCUCAAGUGCGCCUGGCCCAAGAUCAGCCAUGGCCGCGGCGAGGAGCCGCCGCUCCGCGCCAUGGUGCUGUCGGACACGCACCUCCUGGGAGCCGUGGGGGGCCACUGGUUCGACAAGCUGAGGCGAGAAUGGCAGAUGGAGCGAGCGUUCCAGACCGCGCUCUGGCUGCUCAGGCCCGAGGUGGUCUUCAUUUUGGGGGACAUCUUCGACGAGGGCAAGUGGAGCUCCCAGAAGCACUGGGACGAUGACGUCCGCCGUUUCCACAGGAUGUUCCGACACUCAGCCGACACCGAGCUGGUGGUUCUGGUCGGGAACCACGACAUUGGAUUUCACUACGAGAUGGACUGGUUCAAGCUGCAGCGCUUCGAGAAAGUGUUCAACGCCUCCUCUACUAGGAUCGUCACCAAAAAUGGAGUCAACUUCCUGCUGGUCAACAGCGUCGCCCUCCACGGAGACGGUUGUCCCAUUUGUCAGUCCGUGGAGAAGGAGCUGAUCAAACUGUCCAGGGACCUGAACUGCUCCCUGCAGAGCUCGCAGGCCGGCGCCGCCGGAGCCACGGACGGGUGUGAAGGCGCCCAGGUUUACCCGCCCAGCGCCCCCAUCAUGCUGCAGCACUACCCUCUGUACCGGGUCAGUGACGCGAGCUGCACCGGGCAAGACGCGGCCCCGCCCGAAGAGCGCCACCUGCUGUUCAGAGAGAAGUAUGACGUGCUGUCCAAGGAGUCGUCUCAGAGGCUGCUGCACUGGUUCCGGCCUCGUCUCAUCCUGAGCGGACACACGCACAGCGGCUGUGAAGUCCUCCACGACAACAAGUAUCCAGAGGUCAGCGUACCGUCCUUCAGCUGGAGGAACCGCAACAACCCCAGCUUCAUCCUGGCGUCGGUGUCGCCCGGAAGCUUCUCCCUGUCCAAGUGUUUCCUGCCGGAGGAGAGCACGGUCAUCGGCGUCUACUGCUCGGCCGGCGGCUGCCUGCUGCUGCUGCUGCUGGCCCACUGUCUGUGGGUGAAGGGCCUCCUGCAGUGCCUCAGCCUCUGUCUGCUGGGCAAACACAAGUCUCUGUGAACUACACUACCCAGCAUGCACCGCUGGACACCAGCCAUGAGCUUCAGGAAUUCCCAGCACUUUGAAGGACAGCUCCUCCCCGGCGGAGGAAAGUUCCCCCCCACCCCCACCCACCCCAUCAUACCAGCCGAUUCAAUGUAAAUACAGAAGAUGUCGAAGGAGAAGAGGCCCUUCUUCCAUCCCUCACCGCCGUGUCGUGGUCAUCUCACCUGAAUCAAGUCGGGAAAUACUAUAUUUACUAUCGACUUUUCUGUGCCAAAUGUUUGUGAGGGUUUUUGCCAAAUUUGUUUCUGAUCAACUGUGAACAAUAAAUCUGACGACGGAAGACGCUGUGGUUGCUGCAGUACCGCUGUACUAGAGGGCGAUAUUUUAAUCUGUAGCGACAAAUGACAGAAAAAAAUGAUGUUUUUCAGAGGGGUCCAGUCGGACGCAGAAAGAUGACAUUCGAAAUACACGACCGCGCCCUUAUGUAUAACUGGAUACACCAACUUACCUAGUCCUGUUUGGAGCACAGGAAAGACUUAAAGUCAAGAGAGUCCCUCCAGAGAGUAGAGUUCCUUCUAGGUUUAAGAGAAUAAUCCCAGCCAACUAUCUCAGCUCGUGCAGUAGCAUGAGAAGAUUCCCCCCAGAACAGAACCUUCUGGUGUAGAGGCGAGUCUGUGGCAUGAAACAAAUAAUCAUAGAACCUUUUCUAGAUCUUUUAGUACUCAGGGUUUCACAGAAAGGACUGACUUUCCCACCUCCUCCGAACAAAGUACCGUUUCAGAUCCAUACUUUGCUUGCCAUUGGUCCACUUUUCUUCUCCAGGGUGAAGUUGUAUUCAUCUACUUGCCAGAUGCGUAUGGACUUUUUGUUGUUUGUUUUCAAAUGGGUUGCCAUCCCACUUCUGACGCCAAAAGCCAACACACGUGCAAAGCUGAAGACUCGAAAUAAGCAGAAACUCCACCGCCGACGGACGACAAAAACAGCAGAUGAAACCCAGGCCAAGAAGAGUCCUCUAAUGUGCCUCUUUAUUUAAAGAAAAUAAAAAUGUCAUUUAAUCAUCAUCAUCAUCAUCAUCAUCAUCAUCAUCAUCAUCCACCCGGGCCUAACAAGGUAUUUGCACCUCCAGUCAGUUCACUCUCUUUCAGGGAUAGACGUGUACUGUAGCAGAAGAAAAAG
Synchiropus splendidus (mandarinfish) is the source of this 2693-nucleotide messenger RNA. RefSeq names its product metallophosphoesterase 1 (gene mppe1). Gene Ontology annotation, cellular component: endoplasmic reticulum-Golgi intermediate compartment. Gene Ontology annotation, molecular function: phosphoric diester hydrolase activity. The record is from RefSeq and is a predicted model, not a curated record. The transcript is spliced from 9 exons. Gene Ontology annotation, biological process: endoplasmic reticulum to Golgi vesicle-mediated transport; GPI anchor biosynthetic process. Lineage: Eukaryota; Metazoa; Chordata; Actinopteri; Syngnathiformes; Callionymidae. The coding region runs from base 369 to 1532 and encodes 387 amino acids.